CCGUACCAGCGUCAAAACGGAAGCGACGAGAUCAACGAAGUGUCCAAUCACGGAUUCCUAUGUACCCACGUCAGGACCCGAAGCCACAUUUCAACAAGCAGCACGCACGCACACGCUAGAUUUGGUCGGGGAAAACAGCUGGCCAGCGAUAAUAUUUUUAACCCCCGCACAAUUGCUAUGCCGAGUCACGAGAGUAAGACAAACCCUCGCAAACACCUCAGAUCUCGGACCCGACCGGAGUAUACUCGACCCUCCCCUUCUCCGCUCCUCGAAGAAACGAAGGAAAAGAACGCGCCAUGGGCUCGCUGGCCUCGUCGUCCUCCUCCUCCUCCGGCGACGGCGAUAGGAACGGCGGCGGCGGCCGGAGGAAGAAGGAAGAUUUGGGUUGGAUCGAGUGGGCGAGGGGUUGGUGUGGUAUCGUUGGUGAGUUUCUUUUCCAGAGGAUCGCUGCCAGCCAUUUGGAGAACCCUCUAUCUCUCCCCCCUCUAGAUGGGAUCACUUGCAUCGUUACCGGCGCCACCAGUGGAAUUGGUCUCGAGAUCGCUAGGUCCACUUCGUAUUCCGAAGAUUCCUUUUUUCUUCCCUUUUGUUGGCAACUUGCACAGUCAGGAGCGCAUGUUGUAAUGGCUGUUAGAAAAACAAAGCUAGCUCAUGACCUGAUCCAGAAGUGGCAGAAUGAAAAAGCUGAAAUGGAGCUGCCACUUAAUGUUGAGGUAAUGGAGCUUGAUCUGCUUUCCCUUGACUCUGUUGUGCGAUUUGCUGAAGCUUGGAAUGCUCGUCUUGGACCAUUGCAUGCGUUGAUCAACAAUGCUGGCAUUUUCUCUAUAGGAGAGCCUCAACAUUUUUCGAAGGAUGGUUAUGAAGAACACAUGCAAGUGAAUCAUCUGGCCCCAGCAUUACUGUCAAUGUUGCUUUUGCCAUCUCUUGUUCGUGGCUCUCCAAGCAGAAUUAUCAAUGUUAAUUCCAUUAUGCAUGCUGUGGGUUUUGUUGACACAGAAGAUAUGAAUUUGACUUCUGGGAAAAGAAAAUAUACAAGUUAUCUGGGAUAUUCAAAUAGCAAGCUGGCUCAGGUAAAAUUUAGCAGCAUCCUCCACAAGCGAAUACCUGCAGAAGCUGGCAUCAGUGUUGUCUGUGUUUCUCCUGGAAUUGUGCACACAAAUGUUGCCAGAGAUCUGCCCAAGUUAGUUGUAACAGGUUAUCAUCUGAUUCCCUACUUCAUCUUCGAUGCCCAAGAAGGUUCUCGAAGCACUCUCUUUGCAGCCACUGAUCCUCAGGUCCCAGAGUACUGUGGGGUUUUGAAGGCUGAGGAGUGGCCUGUUUGCGCCUACAUCUCGCACGAUUGCCGUCCAAUGAAUGCAUCUGAAGAAGCACACAAUCUAGAAACCUCUCAGGAGGUCUGGGAUAAGACCCUAGACAUGAUUGGGCUCCCCUCUGAUGUCCUGGAGAAGCUUAUUGAAGGAGAGGAGGUCCAAUGCCGUUAUGGGUCUAGCAGUGAAUAAGGUGUCUGUCUUGAUUGACGAAUAAGAUAUCAAAUAAUUCUUCCAGAGUGCAAAUUUAAUGGCUAUAUUUGGUCAAACCUUCUCAGAUACAGAAGUCUAAUUCCGAGUUUGACAUCAAUUUACAUUUGCUGCGAGUAGGGACCCAUCGAUAUGUUGCAACUCCAUGAGAUGCAUUUCCAGGAGAGCCUGUGUUUUUGAAAGCUUGCACGCUCUUGGCCAGCAACCUCUUUUAAUGACAUGGUAUUGAGGUACAUUUUAAUAAUGAUCAGGGCAUCAUGACAUUCUGACCUUAAUUGUAACAAUAAUAGGUAUGGACCCAAGGCAAAUUAUGCUGUUAAUCUAUAUAAUCUUCAAUUGUAUCAGUCAUAUUUAUGUACCCAAAAGGUAAGUUAUUUUGUUAAUUUGUGAAGCUUUCUUGCCUUAA
Elaeis guineensis (African oil palm) is the source of this 1923-nucleotide messenger RNA. The record is from RefSeq and is a predicted model, not a curated record. Lineage: Eukaryota; Viridiplantae; Streptophyta; Magnoliopsida; Arecales; Arecaceae.